Messenger RNA from Micropterus dolomieu (smallmouth bass), 1444 nucleotides. RefSeq lists its product as uncharacterized. Gene Ontology annotation, biological process: response to bacterium. The coding region runs from base 15 to 1040 and encodes 341 amino acids. The record is from RefSeq and is a predicted model, not a curated record. The transcript is spliced from 6 exons. Lineage: Eukaryota; Metazoa; Chordata; Actinopteri; Centrarchiformes; Centrarchidae.
UUUAUGUACUUCUGAUGCUCAGAGUGGGGCGAUGCACAGAUGAUCAGAGCUUUGACACAAAGACUGUUGGUGUUGGACAAAAUGUGACUCUAAUAUGUACACUGCAGACUUCUAGGGACAUUGAAACCUUUUUUUGGGUCAAGGUUGUAGCUGGUAUCUUGCCUGAAGUCUUGGGAAGAGCAUUUAGCUUUAAUGAUGAUGUGACUGGGAUUUCUGGCAUUACUUUAAAAAAAGAACCUGGAAGAUUUUUUCUACAUAUUACAAAAACAAAGCUGAGAGAUAUGGCAUUUUACUACUGUCUAAAAUCACAUCGUUUCAAUAUUACUUUUUUGAAAGGAACGUUUCUGAGAAUUAAAGGACCAGAACAUGAUAUCACUACCAUCACUCAAGACUUUUUGUCUGAUCCAGUCCGCCCAGGAGACUCAGUGACUCUGCAGUGUUCAGUCCUCUCUGACUCUGAGAAUAAAACGUGUCCUGAAGAAGAUAGUGUGUAUUGGUUCAGAGUCGGAUCAGAUGAAUCUCAUCCCCGUUUAAUUUAUGUCCAGAGAAAAAGUGGUGAUGAAUGUGAGACGAGUCCUGAAGCUCGAUCUCCACAGAGUUGUGUCUACAGCCUCUUCGGGGCCAACAUCAGCUCUACUGAAUCUGGAACCUAUUACUGUGCUGUCACUGCAUGUGGGAAGAUUAUUUUUGGAAAUGGAUCAAAACUUGACAUUGAAGAUGUCAGCUCGUGUGAUUCACAGAAAGACAAUACAAUUGUCCUUUUGUUGUGUGCUGCUUUGGCUAUAAGUCUGAUUGUUAUAGCCUUCCUUGUUUAUGCCAUCUGGAAAAAAUCCUGUGAUUGUUGUAAUGCUGUUGUCGCUUCACAAACAAAUGCUGCAACAGCUAGUAGUGAUCAACAAAGUCAGAGGAGAAAUGAGGACUCUUUGAUUUAUUCUACAGCAAUCUUUACCAAGAGGAAAGCUGGCAAAGUAGGAAGAAGGCAUGCAACAGCAAAUGAAGAGACAAUCUACACGGAUGUCAGAGCUUUUGUGAUAGAUUAACAAUCCAAACACUGAACUUACUUAUUGAUGUUAUGGUGUGGCACAUUGCUUGGGAAAUAUACUAUGUUAGCAGCACUGGUAUUUGCAUUUCACAUAAAAAGUUGUUAACAUAAUGUUUUGUUGAUUAACUAAUUAAGCUUUAUGCAAAACAUUUACAUGUUUUGUCCAAACUGUUUGCAGACUAUUGUUUGAGUGCAGUUACGUCAGCACAGGAUAUCAUUCAAAACACAUAAAAAUAACUGCAUUUUUGUUAUGUUUUUGGUAAUAACCUACAGCAUUCUGUAUUUUUUGUGCAUUUUAUUAUUAAAAUUUUCCCCAAGUUUGUGAUGCAUGUAAACACGCUGUUUUUUGGUCAUGAGAAUAGUUACAUUUCUGUUUCUUUCAUCUGUUGCAGUUUUAUGGCU